Molecule: messenger RNA, 1350 nt
Organism: Peronospora belbahrii
Lineage: Eukaryota; Oomycota; Peronosporomycetes; Peronosporales; Peronosporaceae
Source: the annotation of a GenBank genome assembly
AUGCCGCCGAAGCAACGCAAUCGUCAGCGCUUUGGACCCAGUCAGGACUAUCUCUUAGUUGUACAGGUGAAUACAGAUUUACCGUUCUGUGCGCCUUAUGGAGGACUAAUGGCUGGCUGGGAAAAGGUUGCCACGACCCUUAACGGCUGCAACGCUUUCAAGAUGCACCACCUCAAAGGACCAAUCGUCAAGAAUCGCUUUGAGCGUCUUGUUAGUCGUCACCGCAGUUGGGUAAAGAAUGGCAGCCAAUUGGAAGAAGCACCGUCAAAAGACGCUGCUUUCCAAACUGUCAUGACUCAGCUGGUGCCGAAACUGGACGCCGCGGAGGCGGAACCGCUGGCCCAGACGUUGGGAAAGCGUGGCCGCCCACGGAAGAUCUGGUCGAAGGAUCGAUCAGACUCUAUAGAGAAUAAAAUGUCACUGGUAGCCUCGCAAGUUGUAAUCGCUCCUUCGCCGUUGGGCCCUAAACCUUCUUCGACUACGUCUCUCCUUGUGGACUCUGAGGACCAGGCAUUGCCCAUUCUGACUAAGACAACCCGUCAACGAUUCACUCCUGGAGAUGACCUUUUGCUUGUAAAAUACGUAAAGGAGUCACUUCCAUUCCAUGCCAAGUUUGGUGCAAUUUCUACGGCAUGGGAAGAUGUGGCAAAUAAAUUGGACAACAGUCCAGAGUUUUCGAAGGACAGCGUAAAAGGCCCGAUUGUGCGCUACCGCUUUGAAAAUUUAGUAUCCAAGUACCGUGAGCGUGUCAAGCGCAACAACGGACGCGUUGUUGGUCCGAAGGGCGCCCCAGCAGGUGAACUUGAAGUGAUUAUGACAGAAUUGGUCACCUUGUUGGAUGGUGGAGACCCUGUCAGCGCUGCUCUGCUUGCACAGAAUGUGGCAAUCGCUACUGGUGCGAUCACUACGGUGAUAGCACGAGAACUACCUCGCACGUCAAUGAGUCAGGAUGAGGAUUCAACCAGCACUACUAGCGAGCCAUCAUCGCCGGCUUCCAGUGGGUCUGAAGGCACCUCUGGUGCCACCCAGAGCUUCAUCACACCUACGCCUAAGUCCGAGCCGACAGUGGUGGCUACAAAUCCAACGACGGUUUCGGCUGUGUUGGAUGCCGCUGACCCGACAAGUAUUGCUGAGCUUAAGGUCUUGCUCCAAGAAAUAGUAGAGCAACAGACUCGGGCCACCGAUCAAAUGCUGUUACUGCAGCGAGAAGAGCGCCGUCUGGAAGCGGAGCGGCGAGAGAGAGAGCUUGAAGUUGAGCGCGAAGAGCGCGAGAAGGACCGUCAGGCAUUGACUGCUACCGUGAUGUCGGCAUUGAAGACGUUUCUGGAACAGAAUGACCGCAAAACGUGA